Messenger RNA from Protopterus annectens (West African lungfish), 8197 nucleotides. It is a transcript of the gene GLMN, whose product is annotated as glomulin, FKBP associated protein. The record is from RefSeq and is a predicted model, not a curated record. Lineage: Eukaryota; Metazoa; Chordata; Ceratodontiformes; Protopteridae. Gene Ontology annotation, molecular function: ubiquitin-protein transferase inhibitor activity. Gene Ontology annotation, cellular component: cytoplasm.
AUGACGAAAAUAUUCGUUUGACUUGAGUGGCAAGUUGAACAUUGAGACUAGAGGCAUAACAAUGGACUUGGAGGAAUUUCACAGAAUGAUAGACAGAUGUCAAGGAUUACCUGAAGUAGACUUCAAAGAAGAAGAUUUUGUUCAGUUCCAUUUAGCAAGCCAGAAAUGUAUAGAAAAAGGACAUACUGAUGUUUUAUUAGAAAUAAUUCUGGAUGAAAAAAAUAAGGACAUUGUAAGAUGCAUGGGGUGGAACCUUGUUAGUCCUCUUGUAAGAUGUGUUUUACAAAACAAAGCAGAUGGAAGCUAUGACCACUGCGUAACGAUGCUGGAUGAAAUCAUAGAGCUGUGUAACCCAAAGGAGCUUCUGAUUGGUCUGCUUGAACCAAUUGAGGAAGCUGUAGGGGAGAAGAUAUCUCAGACUAUUGUGUUGCUGCUUCAGCCACUGCAAACAGUACUUUUGAAGCUUGGGAAGAAAAAGGCAUACUCUGUUGGAUUAUCUUUGUCUACGAUUUUAAGUCAGAUUUCAAAAUUACCUGUACCUUACACAAAAGAGCAGGAGCAGGAUGAUAAAUAUGGACUGUGUAAGUGUUGCACAGCCAUGUUAAAUUUUAUGAAGCCAUUUGUGAAAGAAAUUGGUGAAGCCAGAGGGUGUGUUACAGAAAACAAAACCAAUGAAGAACUAAGAAAAGAACUUCUGAAUUUUUGUAUGAAGAGUUUGGAAUACCCUUUACUGAGAGCACAGCUAGAUGUAGCUCAUGACGAAACAGAGAAACAACCUUUAAGACAGUUUGCUUCUGACAUUUUGGUCAUUAUACUGCAUCUUGGAGAAUGUUUAUCAAAGCUACUAAUAAGCCAUGGAUGCCAUCAAUGGGCCAGAAAAGAAAAUUCUGAGAAAAUUCAAAAGGAAGAUGCUGUAUUCUCUGCAGAUUCUUUAGCUUGUUUGGCAUACUUUGUAUUUGUUCAACAAACUGGGGCUGAUCAUUUCCCGUCUGUCUUUAGCUCAUCAUUUAUACUGCAUUUUAAUAUGGAAUAUAUUGCCGUACUUCUAAAACGGACAGAAGAGUCUGUGGUGUCUAAAGGACUUGAUUUGUUUGAAAGCUGCUUGUUGAAAAUGGAAGACAAUCAUCUUCUUCAUCAGUACCUAGAAAUAAAAGAUUUUCUUAAUGUUCCACAGGAUUUGGUGAAAGUGAUGACACUUUGUCCUUCUGAACAUUUGAGGAAAAGGAGUUUGAAGAUAUUGCAGAUUUACAUAGACAAGUUUGAUAUAGAAGGAAAAUAUAAAUUAUUUAGGUGCUUGUUAAAGACAUGUAGUCAUGCUGGUUUACAAGGGUAUAUUAUCCAAAACAUCAAGAAUCAAAUUGAUUUAGCAUUGAAGCCACAACAUGAAAAUCUUUGGUUUUCUGAACAGCGAUUAAUCCCACUUGUGCUUCUAGUUCUCUCACUUCCAGAAGGAGCAGAAACAGAUCUGCUGCAAAACUCAGACAGAAUAAUGGCGUCACUUAACCUCUUAAGGUAUCUUCUAAUAAGAGAUGAUGAAAGUGAAAAUCGAACAAGAGUGUGGUCCGAACUUUGGAGAAUUGAAGAUAAUUUUCUAAAACCACUCCGCACUGGUCUAAACAUGUCAAGAGCACACUAUGAAGCAGAAAUUAAAAAUACUAAGGACAAGAAGCAGUCAAAAGAGCUGUCCAGAACAAAAACAAUCUGUUCUCUGACAGUUGAAGGUGAAAAACUACCCAGCAUGACUAGAGAGAUGCAGCUAGAGGUUCUCCACUCGGCUCUCUUCACUUUUGAUGUAAUGCAGAGUGUUCUGGCCAGAGUAGAAGAGCUCAUCGUGGUUAAAGAAAGGCCUGUAAUCCAGUAACAGUUCAGGACAAUUGCCAUCACAUACAGUUUGGUCUUUAGCAAUAUUUCUUUUUUUUUAAUAUAAAUAAUGUUAUUUAUGUAUGUGUUAAUAAACUUUGUUGAGAUUUUAUAAUAGACAUUUUCAUAUAAUGUUUGUUCAAACUCUUAAUGUAUAUACAAAGUACCGCCGAUGUGAAUAUUUGGCAUGUCCAGACAUCUAAAGAGAUUGCUCAGUGAAGUUGAUCCUGUCAUUAAUAAUACUUUGCUUACACUGCAAAUCCCUGUUCAGACCAGGAUGUUUCCAUAAAAUGAAGUAAAUAUCUGAAGAAUAAAUUUUAUUCUGCUGUAAAUCUUUCCUUUAACCACUUCUUUCCCCACUAGAUACAAUUGUAGUUUGCAGAUAUCUUUCAGUCUCACAUGGCAGAACCAGAAUGGCCAGCAUGUAUUAAAAAUAUUAGUUUCUAAAGAAAAAAAGAGAGGAAGUUGAAUAGAUAGGGGAGACAUUUGAAACUACCUUAGGAAGGAAACCAGGAUUCAUCCUUUUUGAAAAUGGUCCUGAUAGAAAACAGAAUAUCUGUUAAAUUAUAAAAAAAUCUAGAGUUUUGAAAUGUGAUGUAAAUGCUUUGAGUUCUUUGCCAGUACAUGUGAAACAGCAGAUAUGAUGUCUGUUCGAUCUGUCUUCAUAUGAUGGUUCUAUCUGAUCGAUACGGAUCCAACAUCUGCAGUUUUUAAACUUUAGAUCCAAGGCUCAGGCUCAUCCAUGUACUCAUACUUCCCUUCCUCCAGUGGAAUUACCUCUGAUCUUGUUUGCCACUCAAACAUUACAGAUGCAAUUUCCUUGGCUUGGUGAUUUGGUUAGAUAAGUAACCCCCUUUUUAAGAAUUCCUGCUGCUUUUUUUUUUUCUUUGUUUUGCUAGCUAGUGUUUCUACCUUACUUGCCUGGUUAUCUUUUCCUCUAUGUAUAAAAAAACCUUUGCUAGUUUGCUGCUGUUUUCCCUCCUUUUUCUCUGUGAAUCAAGGCUGUUUUGUUAGACUGUACUGAGAUACUUUGUGUACAGGUAGUUGGCUCUUUAUUGUGGUGUUUAAUUCUUUUCCAGGAUGACAGACAAGGCCUCCAAGUUUAAAAAGUGUGUUUCCUGUGGCCACACACUGUGUUUUUACUGCUUAGGGGGCCACUCACCUUGAAAAGGAUUGCUACAUAUUUGGGGCCAGAGAGUUGUUUAAUGAGCAAUCAAAGCUUGCCUUAAAGGGGCUUCUCCAGGCUUCCAUGGGAGAAGGUAACUCUUCUCAAUCUUCUUUUCCCUCUAGUAAAAAGUCCUUGGAUAAGAAUAUGGUGAAAAAAGCUAAAGUAAAAGAUAAGGACAAGGAAAUAUCUCAGGUGAAGAGCUUCAUAGGGAGAAGGAAAGUAGAAGAAGGUCCUCUGAUUUGACAGGGCCAUUGGGUCUGGCUCUGAAGGUACAGAAUUCUUCAAAUCCAUUGCCUGCUUCACAGCCAGUUAGGAUAAGGUCAUGUACUUCUCCAGUCUCCAGAUCCAGGUUCUCCCCAGAGCCAGAUAGCCCUAGUCUUCCUGCAUGAGAGAGAUCUUUCCAAUGGAUUUCCAGGCCGCCUUUCAUGGCCUGUUUUAUUAGAUCAGUGCAGUUCAUUAGGAGCCUAUUCAAAACAGACGUGGAUAGGAUGAUCAGCUCCAACUGCCUCUGAUCUGAAUUGGUCCUUUUGGGUGCACUUCCUGCCACUGUGGGAAAGCCAGCCUCUGAGGCCUCAAGACAGUCCAAGUGGUGGACUCCCAUUACUCUUUAGAGACCUCCCUUGAGUAAAUCUGAAGCAUGCAUGCAAAAGGAGGCACAUGGACUCCCCCUCAGGAGUCCAUCACCAAAGAUACUGAUUUUGAUGAAUGUGAGGGUUCUCCUAGAUCCUCCCUGGAAGAUGUCAGCCACCUACAGAAAGAUUGCAGAGGAGAGUUCCACUGUCCAUCCCCCCAACAGACAGUCCGGGAUGUUGGACAGGUUCAGAAAAGUGGGUUGAUGUACUUUUCAGCUACCUUUGCCUUAAGGUCAUUGAAUUACCUGUCUCACAUAACAUGUUUUCAUAGGGACUUGAUGAAGGAGCUGACCAAGUCCCUCUCAGGGUCCUUACCUGUCAACCUUCUCAAACAUGUCCCAUGUUCCUUAUUUCCAAAGCAGUAUAUGGAACAUCUAGAGCAGUGGACUUCAGCAUUGCUAUUUGUUGGCAUGUCUGAAUAUGUGUCUGUGACUUCACUGAACACUUUAAAAUCUCCUUCAUCAAUGACUCCUGUGAAGAGCUCACCAUCUUUGGACUGAAGGUAAAGAAAAUAGUGUUUAGAAGUGAACAGGAUAGCAAGACCUUGUCUGGUAUUGGAAUCUGCUUCUCUUCCUCCUAGUGGCCUUUUCCAGGAACCAGAAAGGAGGCAAGAAGCUGUGGUUCUGUAAAUCUCAAGGGUUUGCCCAGCACUUCUAGUGAUAGACACCAGAGUUGGGGUGGGGGGGAAUAACCGCAUUAAACAUCACUCUCGCAGCAGAAUGGUAUGCAGAAUCUAGGGUUUCAGGGCCCCUACUCUGACAGACCCUUUCAGUGCUCCAGAAAGGUUGCCCAACUUCUGCACUCUGGAGGCAGGCGGGGGGAGCUUAUCUCUGUAUCCAUCAUCCUGGACAGGCAUCAUUCUCUAUUUGUGGGUGCAGAAAAUCAUAAUCAGAGGGUAUUCUAUUCCUUUCCUUUACUCUCCAAAUUCAAAAAGACUCCCUGGUGUUCCAUCCCCACAAAGUAAGGCUGCAGCACAAGAGACAAAAAAGUUGUUAGAUGAACCAGUCAUCCAAGAAGUCCCACCAGACCAGCAAGGAUAUGGAGUCUACUCCAGGUACUUUUUGGUACCAAAGAAGAACAGAGACCUUAGCCAGUUAAAUCAGUUUGUAAAACAGACAGUUCCAGAUGGUCAUGGUUCAGUCCAUCCUACCAUUGCUAAGGAAGGGCAAUUGGAUGUGUUCACUCCACCUUCAGGAUGCAUACUACCACAUCAAGAUAGCUAGGAGCUCCAGAAGGUUCCUCCACUUUAAGCUGGGAGUUAGUCAUUUCCAGUUGAGAGCCAUACUGUUUUGUGUCACCGCAGCUCCUCAAGUGUUCACCAAGUGUAUGGCAGUGGUCGCAGUUCACCUCAGACUGCAGGGGUUCCACGUGUUUUUUGUAUCUGGAUGACUGGCUCAUAACUACUCCCUCCAGGAAUCUGUUUGUUCAACCCAGGGUUUCCUUAGCUCCUGCCUGGAAGUUACAAUGAGUAUGGAAAAGUCAGAGUUGCUCCCUGUCCAAGUAAUAGAGUUCAUUGUGGCCUACCUGGAUAUGACAUUGCAGAUAGUCAAAUUACCAGAGUCAAGAAUUCUCACCUUGCAACAACAAGCUUCCCAUCAAAAGCACCCGGCCAGGUGCAUAUUGAGGCUUCUAGGAUCAAUGGCAGUUUCCACCACCCUAGUUCCUCAGGCCAGAUUCUACUUGAGGGUGUUGCAGUGGACUGUCGCAGUUCAGUGCUCGGUAUGGUACCACCCGAUACACUUUCCCAUUUGCCUUAACAGUAUAUGUAGACACCAUGUUCAGUGGUGGUUGGACUUCCUCCUAGUUUCCCAGGAUCACCCCUUUAUUCUGCCACCCCCUCUGGCCAUUUUUACUACAGACACUUCUCAGUUGGGAUGGGGACAUUUUUUGGGAAAGACAGUCCAAGGUAUGAGCAGUCCUUCUGGGGACUUUUUUUGGGAAAGACAGCCCAAGGUAUGAGCAGUCCUUCUGGUGUUGCAGACUUUUCAGGACUCCCUCCCCAGGGGUAUGAUCGCAAUCCAGACAUACAACAUGUCGGUGGUAUGGUACAUCAACAAACAAGGGAGAAUACAGUGUUACCCAUUGUUUCAAGAAGCCAUGAUGGUUUGGCAGUAGGUGGUGUCUUCCCAUCAUUUUCUGGUGACAGUAGAUAUCCCGGGAAAAUCCAGUGUGUUAGGGGACAAACUGAGAGGUCCAUACUCCUCCCUCACAAGUGGUCCCUCAGUUGUGUAGUGACAGAUCUCAUUUUUCAGCCACUGGGGUCAGCCUUGCUGUGACCUAUUUGCCACUCCUCUCUAACACCAAGGGCAGCAGCUAUUUUGCCUUAAUCCCCCAGGAGGGGGAAUCACCAAGGGACACUAUAGUCCACAUCUGGCCCACAGCUCUUCUGUAUGCUUUUCCUUUUUCUCCCCUCACACAAAAGUUUCUAUAGAAAACAAUAUUGUGCACAGUGAAAGUAAUCCUCAUUUCUCCCAUUUGGUCAUAACAGGUAUGGUCUUCCUAUCUCUAGCCUCAUCUGAUACACCCGUCUUGGGUGCUGGAUCCCAUUUUAGACCUCAUCUUUCACCCAUCCGGCAUGCUUCAUCUGGACUUAGCCCUCAAAUUAAGUUCAUGAUCUGUCCAUUUCCUUGAUGUCCAGACAGUUCAGGCUUCCAUUCCAGGUGGUGCAUAUCCUGACACACUCCCAGAAAUCUUCCACUAAGAAUGUUUACAAAAGCAAAUGGAAGAUAUUUUCAGUAUGGGCAUUUAGCAGUAACCUAGACCUUUUUUUUCAGUCCCCUUCCCUGCUAUUUUAAAUUUUUUGGCUGGUCUGUUUCAUGAUGGGGCAACUCCACCAUUAAAGUUCAGAUAGCAGCCAUCUCAGACUUCCAUGUAGGAGAGAAGCAGAUUCCCAUUUCUUCUUUGAAAUUAUCCAAAGCCUUUCUUCUUCACCCCCUGUAAGGGAUCUUAUUUCACGUUGGGACAUUUCCAUUCUUCAGGCUUUGACAAACCCCCAUUUUGAACCAGAUGUGACUGCAGAGUUAAAGUGUCUAUUAUGGAAGGCUCUGUUUCUGGUGUCUUGUCACCUCUGCUCAAAGAAUUUCAGAGCUCCAAGCUCUUUCCUGCAAGCCAGCUUACUUGAUUUUUCAUAAAGAUAGGGUAUUUCUUUGUAUUAACUCUACUUUUCUUUCCAAGGUGGCUUCUGAGCUCACUUUUCUUCAGACUGUCAAUCUUCCUAUUUUCUUCCUGAAUUUUUUUCAAUAAAGGGGAGUUCAUUUUACCAAAGCUGUAAGAAACACAGACCAAUUCUUUGCCUCCUUGUCUUCAGUCAAACUGGGGAAAGGAGUUUCUAAAUGACUCUAUCCAGAUGGCUGUCUGAAUGCAUUUGGUAUGUUGAUAAGAGAAAGGUUUGGCAUUAUCUUCUAAUCCCAAAGUUCACUCUACGAGGGUGGUAGCCACUUCUGCAGCCUACUUUUUGAGAGUUCCUAUUGACGACAUAUGUGCAGCAGCUACUUGGUCCAGUGUGCGUACCUUUAUAUCCCAGUACAAGCUGGACUUACAUUCUAGGUUCAGGGCUUCUUUUGGUUCCACCACCCUGUAGAAUAUCCUUCUAUGUAACCUGCCAGGGUUUUUAGUAACUGGGGACUCUGUACCAUCAGUUGAGGACAGAUGGAAGAGACACAAGAUGUGAAAGUUUUGCACUUACUAUAACCCUAGAUUCAUGUUGUCUUCCAUCCUCCUCAACUUUCUCUCCCUGUGUCUCCCCGCCAAACUGUCAUUCUCUCCUUAUGCUCCAGCAUGACUGCACUGUACCUAACUGGAGCUACAACCAUGGUAUGUAUUCUGGGUAUAUAGUUGUAGGUUUGAUUCCUGUUGUAUUUCUGUAUUAGGUAGGCAAAGUUUAUCUGAAGUAAUUCAGUUGGCGGAGGGGAAUUUAUGGAUGGGAGGAGAGUUUGAGCCUUGGGUACAAAGUCUGAGAGCUGCCAUUGUCAGAUCUGUAUGGAUCUGACAGAUCCAUCAGUUGAGGAUGGAAGAAGACAACACAGAUCUAGCAUUAUGGUAAGAACAUUUGAAGAUGAAUAGUGUUGCAGCAAUAUGGUCUAGGAAAAAUAUUGAUUUAAGAUUUUAGGAAUAAUUAAAACAUGGAGGAAAUUAUCCCUUGGAAGCAGGCUAAAGAGGACUACAGUUUGCAAGAUGGUGACUUGCUUUAGCUAUCAGGGAUUACAGACCAAGCUAUCUCAAAUCAUAGCAAGCUGAAACAAUAUGUCAGACACCUUAGUUGAUGGCGACUUUUUAAGGAGAAGGAUAAUAAGUUGGAAAUAUAACAAAAAAUGAAUGUGGGGGCCAGCAGGCAUUCCUGUAAUAGCAAGAUGUGGGUAUGCUUGAAUGAUUUUAUCUCUGACAGUAUAUUAUAAUGUUGAUUAAUGUAUAAAGGUAUGUGACAUGAAUUAUGUGUUUUAAAAGUCAUUUUAUCUGGAUGUGAAUUUGUUUUAAAGUAUUUAUUUACCAGUCUGAGUGGAACACUGUUAAAUAAAGCUUUGUUAAUAAUGUGCAAUUA